GCCUUUGUACCUUCUAAUUUUGAAAUAAUCAAGCCAAAGUUAGACUUACAAAUCGAGUAUUGCUCACUCAUGAUUAUAUUUCAUUCAAUAUAUUUAGAUUGUAAUUUGACUGCUGUUAAAAUGUAAAUGCCAUAAUAAAAACCACAGCGAUUGGACAAUAAAUACUAAGCAUUUCCACUGCAGCGCUGACAUGCUGAUGACGCAAACCAGUCUCGACACGAUGGUGCAAGAAUAUGGCAGACGCGCCGAUAGAUCAAACGCCAAUUUUGUACGGAUCUCAUAUAGACAAAACAUAUCGGUAAGCAAACCUCAUAUACGGGAUGGUAACCAAGCCCAGAGCAUGUGAUGUAGCUGAGCCUGACCUGAAAGCAUGGGGCUAAGGCUGGUUGACAAGCAAGGGCCUCAGAGCCAGAAGAUGGUGAUCUUUGGAGCCAUCUUCCUCCUGAUGACUCUACUCAUCCUCUACAGCUCCAACAGUGGCAAUGAUAUCAGUCCUUUCUACAGUCCUUUCCGGGUCUCUAUACCUCAUCAUGCCAUCAAGGUCACUGACCUUAAGAAAUGGGCGGGAAAGGAGGGAUAUGUGGCUGUCUAUGGAAACAAGAGCAUGAACCUGCACUGCCAUCACUGCGCCCUGGUGACCAGCUCCAGUCACGUGCUGGGCAGCGGAGCAGGACCAGACAUAGACAGCACCCAGUGUGUAAUCCGCAUGAACGACGCCCCCACUUCAGGGUUCGAAAGAGACGUGGGGAACCGGACCACGCUCCGAGUGGUGGCCCACUCCAGCGUGUUCCGGGUGGUCCGUCGCCCUGGCGAGUUCCUCAACCACACGGACCACAAGUCAGACUCUGCGGUCAUAUUCUGGGGGCCACCCAGCAAAAUUGGCAGAGAUGCUAAAGGGACACUGUACCGCCUGAUCCAAAGAGUCAGCAUGACCUACAGUAGCCUGUCCAGCUUCACCAUCACACCCAGCAAGAUGCACAAGUUUGAUACUCUGUUUCAGAAGGAGACCGGGCGAGACAGAGCAAAAUCUCAGUCCUGGUUGAGCACUGGCUGGUUCACCAUGGUGAUUGCCAUCGAGAUGUGUGACAAUAUCAAAGUAUACGGAAUGGUUCCGCCCAGCCACUGUGGAAGCCUGACGAAGACAUUCAGGUCGAAACGUUGCACUAUUAAACAGCGGGGGGAGCAUUCAGCACUGUGCGGAAAAAGGGCCCAGCCCAAGAAGAUGCCCUACCACUACUACAAGCCCCGGGGCCCAGACGAAUGCGUGACCUACCUGCAGAACGAGAGGGGUCGGAAGGGGCCCCACCAUCGCUUCAUCACAGAGAAACAGGUGUUUGCACGCUGGGCCAGGCAGUAUAACAUCACCUUCACCCACCCGGCGUGGUGAGAGAAGACGGGUGUCUGCGGCCAGGUCGUGGGCUUCGUACACGUGCACCCGGACGGAGCAACGUUUGGGCCAAACUGAGCGGAUGAUGAUGUAGAUUUAUAGGCCAACUGGUUUGGCCUGUUAACGAAUGCACCAAAGUCAAUGGGAUCGUGUUGGAAAGAGCCGUGUGAAAAGAGAAUGGCAGAGCCGGCAGAAUACGGCCCAGACCUGUGCCUAGUAUGUCAAUCAGGCAAUAUUGAAUUAUAUAAUUCAUUUUCCUUCUAGAUCACGUGUUCGUCAGAGUUACCCCUUAUUUGAACAGUAGCCAUUUCUGUGAGAACUUGGUUUGUAACCAUUUAAACUAUGUCUGAAUGCAGUUUUCCAGUGACAAACUAGCUAACAUAAAGAAGUAGAGUGUAAAAUCUAAAUUUUACUGGAUUUUUUUUAGUGUUUGGCAAGGAGGUUUGAAGAGGGAAACUAACAAUGUUUAUUGUAAAUAGAAGAAAAUAAUUGUUAUUUAAAAGAUGUAUUUUUACAUGUUUAUAAAUUUUUUGUUAAAAGCACACGCAAAUAACUAAAAUAUCAACAUUCCCAUUCUGAGGGAAAAUGUAUUAUACAAGAAGUUAAGGAACACAUUUGAGACCUUAUGGGUUAGUUUUUGCAGACAGGUUAGGACUUGACCAUGACUAAAAUCAAGAUUAUUAACAUUUUAGCCUAAUCUGUGUCCGAAACUGGCCCUUCAUGCUUACAGACAGGAUGGCACAAGUGAACUGUUUUCUGUUGCAUCAUCUCAUUCAAUCAAACCUUGUGUAAGUGUUAACACAGUUAAUAAAAAUGUUUUUCUUUUAAUAAAAAAAAUAAAUCAGGGCCACAUUUUCCAAAAGUUAACCAUCAUACAAUAUGAUUAAAUGUUUAGAAAUAUAAUGAACAGAACAAUUUGUUCACUUGAAUGGGGACUUCUGUUCAUUGCAUGUCUAUACAUUUCAUUCUGAUUAACAAAAUCUAUAUAGACUUUCGAGAAAAUAGUCCCUAAAACACUUUAAGCUUACAUUUAUAGAGCUGUAGUUUGGCGUGUGCCAACACAACACUAUCACACCAUGCCUGUUGAAUGUAGGGGUGUGAGGUUUUUAAAGGCAUUCACACAACUGUGCUGUAUUAAAUACUGUUGUUUUCUUUAGCCUGCUAAACCACAACCUGGUCAGUAAACCUUGCUUUGUUAACCUUGUACCUCUGACAUCGAGGCAUGCAGCUGUCUGAGCGUUUGAAUGACUCAAAAGAAUGUAUUGUUUUACUUAUUGAAAGCAUUGUGCUGAAUGACUAUUCAUGAAUGUUUUGUCUUGAAACAAAUUACAUACCUUUAAAAU
Esox lucius (northern pike) is the source of this 2730-nucleotide messenger RNA. RefSeq names its product ST6 (alpha-N-acetyl-neuraminyl-2,3-beta-galactosyl-1,3)-N-acetylgalactosaminide alpha-2,6-sialyltransferase 6 (gene st6galnac6). The coding region runs from base 371 to 1387 and encodes 338 amino acids. Gene Ontology annotation, molecular function: alpha-N-acetylgalactosaminide alpha-2,6-sialyltransferase activity. NCBI's taxonomy places the organism in Eukaryota, Metazoa, Chordata, Actinopteri, Esociformes, Esocidae. The transcript has 7 exons. The record is from RefSeq and is a predicted model, not a curated record. Gene Ontology annotation, biological process: ganglioside biosynthetic process; oligosaccharide metabolic process.